Camelina sativa (false flax) is the source of this 1707-nucleotide messenger RNA. Lineage: Eukaryota; Viridiplantae; Streptophyta; Magnoliopsida; Brassicales; Brassicaceae. The record is from RefSeq and is a predicted model, not a curated record.
CUUCCGUUAUUCUCACCACUGGAACCUUUAUGAGUGGGAAGAUUUGGGUCGGUAAAAAGUCUAUGCCAGCUGGAAGAGCUGGCGAGUCAGCUUCACAAGGAUUGACAGAGAAUUUGCAAAAACUUGGAUUUGAAACAGAUCGCUUAAAGACUGGUACUCCAGCGCGUGUGGAUCGCCGGACUAUAGACUUUUCCAAUUUGGAGGCUCAACAUGGAGACGAAGAGGUCAGCUGGUUUAGUUUUGACCCAGAAUUUCAUAUCGAGAGAGAGCAAAUGUGCUGCUACCUAACUCGCACGACAAACUUAACACACCAAUUAAUCCGAGAUAAUUUGCAUGAGACCCCAACUUAUGGUGGAUGGGUUGAAGCAAAAGGGCCUAGGUAUUGCCCUUCCAUUGAGGACAAGAUUGUUAGGUUCAAAGACAAAGAGUCCCAUCAAAUAUUCCUCGAACCAGAGGGCCGAGACGUUCCUGAGAUCUAUGUGCAGGGAUUUUCAACUGGCCUGCCAGAGAAUCUCCAGCUGCCGCUUCUAAGAAGCUUGCCAGGACUUGAAAAUUGCUCCAUGCUUAGGCCUGCCUAUGCUGUUGAGUAUGAUUAUUUGCCAGCUCAUCAGUGUUCCAGGUCCCUUAUGACGAAGAAAAUUGAAGGUCUUUUUUUCUCUGGUCAGAUCAAUGGCACAACUGGUUAUGAAGAGGCUGCCGCACAGGGUAUUUUAUCUGGAAUCAAUGCUGCCAGACACUCGGAUGGUAAGAAACACAUUGUACUUGAGAGGGAAAGCAGUUAUAUAGGUACAUUGAUUGACGAUUUAGUCACAAAGGAUCUCAGAGAGCCAUACCGCAUGCUAACAAGCCGUUCAGAACAUCGUCUUCUUCUUCGAUUCGAUAAUGCGGAUAGUCGACUCACACCUCUAGGGCGUGAACUUGGAUUGAUAGAUGAUAGGCGAUGGAAGUUGUACCAAGAGAAGCAAGCAAAGAUUUCAGAAGAGAAGAAGAGACUGAAAACUGUUAAGAUUUCAGUUGCUGGAGGUGAUUUGGCUGCUGAAGUUUCUAACGUGUCUUCUCAGCCAGUCAAAGAAUCUGCAACACUAGACAGUCUACUAAAGAAACCUCAUGUCCACUACAAGCUUCUUGAGAAGCAUGGCUUUGGAAAUGAAACAUUAUCUAGAAUGGAGAAAGAGUGUGUAGAGAUCGAUAUAAAAUAUGAAGGUUUCAUUGUGCGCCAGCAAAACCAACUCCAGCAGAUGGUCCACCAACAACAUAGACGACUUCCAGCGGAUUUGGAUUACUAUUCGCUGACAACUCUAUCUCAUGAAGGGCGUGAAAAACUUUCAAAGGUGAGACCAGAGACAAUCGGGCAGGCAAGUAGAGUAGGCGGAGUCAGUCCUGCUGACAUAACAGCUUUGCUCAUAACACUAGAAUCAAACCGAAGGAGAACUCAAGAGGUAAAGAGAGGAAAAAUACUAGAGCAUGCCUUGGCAGAAUCGAGUCCACAAUGGGUAGAAGAUAGAGAGCAUAUGGUUAAUGAGUGAUUAAGAAGUUGUACAGGUUAGCAUCAACAACUCUCCAAGAUUGUACAACCUUGAUUAUGAUUUUGAUCUACCGCCAUUCUCUCGAAUGGCCAAAAAAAUAUUUACUUUUUUUACUUUUGUGUAACCUCGUGGCUGAUUUUUUUUUUGUAUGAUUCUUUCUGCUUAUACGGUUCAAACUCCU